UAUAAAAGAAUGAAUGCUUGGAAGACGCUGUAAUGAUAUUCAAUCCGUUUCUUUUUUUCUAUUUAGAUUCGCGGUUCUCUAUGAGAACGCAGACUACUGCCAGCCGGAUACGUGCUCCUCGAAGCCAAUGCGUAAGGGUGUGGUUGAAAAAUUGAAGGAAUGGUGGAGAGAUAGGUUUGGACGAUGCCCAGGGGGAUGCCAGGAGCACGCGGACGAAGAACGUUGCUUGGCCGCAAUCAGUUACAACAGCAAAGAUAUCGUCAGUGAUAGCAGCAGAAUUCAUCCGAAAAAAAAAUAUACUAAAUCCACCUCUGCUCCGCAAUUAGGUAUACCCAGAGGUCGUAUGGUUUUCAAACAUAGCGUUUGCUACAGUUCCGAAGGAUCGACCACUUACUCCGACAGUCCGGCCAAAUUAAGAUAACAAAUGGACAAUGAAAGAUGAUUGUAAACAUCGCGGAUAACAUGCGCGAGAAAAUUAUAUUUUUCCUUUAAGAUGUAUCAUUUAACUUUAGGAUAUUUCUAUUAAUAAAAAGUGAAAUUUAAUA
Messenger RNA from Solenopsis invicta (red fire ant), 545 nucleotides. RefSeq lists its product as uncharacterized. Bases 14 to 421 code for a protein of 135 amino acids. Lineage: Eukaryota; Metazoa; Arthropoda; Insecta; Hymenoptera; Formicidae. The transcript has 3 exons. The record is from RefSeq and is a predicted model, not a curated record.